AUGUACAUCGUGCUGACAAUCGUGUCUAUAUUCUACAAGCAUCUGACUCUGACGUCUCCGACAUCAUUUGUAACGGCGUACUCAGCGUUAUCUUCUAUCCAGCCUUUACCGCACGCUCUUCUUCUUGGUAUAUCCCCCAUCGUGGAACGCCCUGUGGAGCAGCUAAAAGAUGCUGUUGCCGUUGUUUCCUUGGCGGAAGCUGACGACUGGACACCUAUUCCCCUUAACCGGCAAACAAACAGGUAUCGCUUCUUCCAAGUCAAGGAUGCCUACCGACUAUGCUUCCUUGCCGACGCUACCGUCUACGAAAAUCUCACCCAAGUCACGUCUUUUACCUCGCUCAGACAGCUCGUCUUCUGUGGUAUGCUUCUCCCGCAAGAUUUACACUCUAUUUUGCGUGACCUUCCAAACUUGCAUGAUUUAGCAGUCGUGCACUGCACCGUUCACUUCACUGGUGUCUAUAUAGAUGUUGACCACACUUCUCUGAAACUUCAAUCCCUCACCCUCCUCGAUAUCCGCGCUGUAUUCCCAUCUAAUGAUGAUGACACUAAUCCUCGCAAACCUCGUACCCGUCUGCGAAUGCUUGCACAAUUACAUCGGGUUCUCACACCUUCUUCCCCACCUUCUUCCCCGCCUUGCCCACUCACUGCUCUCGACAUAAAGUUCCCCAUCCAUAAAGAUCGUUCCAGAGUUCUGCCAGGCUUCAUCUCAUUCCUUGAGACUCUUCCCUCCCUCCGCACUCUCAUCUUGGCUCUUCCAGCCCUCUGUGCUAUUUCUGCACCUUUAUCUACCAUCUCUGCUAUCUGUUCUGGACACAGCAUCAUCAAGCUUGAUAUCCGCGACGAGGCUGUGCUCACGCCACUCUACUUUGUAGAAGCGCACUCCCACUUGUCGAGGGUACAAGAGCUCUCCCUGUUUAUAGGGGACUGGGAUGACGAAGUCGUGCUGGCCAUUGUCGCGCGUUUUCCCAAUUUAACUAAGUUACAAGUCAGGUAUGCAAGGGGAGGUCCAAGCGAGGAUACCAUACUCGGUAUGGGUUCGUGUACACUGUACGCUCUUCCGCACCUCGUAUCCGCACAUAUCUUCCGCAUCCCUCUUCCCCCGCCCCCUCAACGUGUCCUUGAGGCAAGGAAACGUGAUGACGACACGAUAUAUGGCGCCCCUGAUAUCGGCGGUACUUACUUCGAGAGCGUGCAUGACAUCGAUACAGUUACUGAUACGCUGAUGGAGGGUGUUCUCAGUCUGCAGCAGCUGCCUUUCUCCCAAGACGUCAGCAUUGACUUUAUGGACGAGCAAGGUAAUGUCUCUAGAUUACAUUUCCAAUCUAAACGCAAGUCUGAUCCUGCCGAAGAACUCCGAAUGUCGGAGCCAUUUGACGAGUACAUUCACGAACUUAUCAUCGCAUGGAACUGUACUUGUCCUGGACUUCGCACUGUUCAGCUGCACCCGGGGUGGGUGUGGCGGCGCGCGGACAUUUUGUUCUUGCCGAAUGGGACACAUGUUGCGUCUGGCUCUGUUCUAUUGUCUACAUGCGGUCUGAUACUGUCAUUUGAUUAA
Molecule: messenger RNA, 1557 nt
Organism: Suillus plorans
Lineage: Eukaryota; Fungi; Basidiomycota; Agaricomycetes; Boletales; Suillaceae
Exons: 5
Coding region: 1-1557 (518 amino acids)
Source: RefSeq, a predicted model, not a curated record